UCCUCCGCCCCGCUCCCCCCCCCCCCCGGAUCUCUCCACCACACUCCGCCUCGCCGCAGCCAUGGUCCCCCUCCGCUUCUCCCCCUCCACCCUCCCCCGCCUCCCUGCUCCGCGGCCGCCCCACCACGCCGCUAUCGCCGCCACAGUCGCCGCGGCGGCGGCAGCAGCGGCCGCUGCCGCCAGCCUGACCCUCACCGCCAAGUCCGCCGGCCGGCCACUCCCGCAUCCCGCGCCCUCCGCCCCUCUCUGGGCCUCCCUCUCCCUGGCUAGCGGCGCCGCCGCCGGCUCCGUCGAGCCCCGCACCGGCGCGGCAUUCCCCGCCGAGGCCGCCGGCGGGCGCCGCCUCCUCGGCGUCGGCCUCCGGAAGACCAGCGUCCUCGGGCUCAAGUCCAUCGACGUCUACGCAUUCGGUGUGUAUGCGGAUGGCAACGAUUUGAAACAGCAGCUAAAGGAGAAGUACCACAAGUUCUCUGUCUCUGAAUUGAAGGAAAAUUCUGAGCUGAUCAAUGAUGCGUUGGAGCGCGACAUACGGAUGGCUGUCAGGCUGCAGAUUGUUUAUGGGAGGCUAAGCAUUCGCUCGGUUCGCAGUGCAUUUGAGAAGAGUGUGGGAAGCAGGCUUCAGAAGUUUGGUGGACAGGACAACAAAGAAUUACUUCAAAGUUUUGUUUCACUUUUCAAGGAUGAAUACAAAUUACCGAAGGGGUCUGUGAUUGAGCUUUCAAGGGAAUCAAGCAAUGUGCUUAAAAUAAGUAUUGAAGGCGAAGAAGUGGGGAGCAUCCAGAGCAAUCUCUUGUGCCGGUCUAUUUUGGAUCUCUAUGUUGGAGACGACCCAUUUGACAAAAAUGCAAAAGAUAGCAUCCAAGAAAAUAUAGCUAGCCUUCUUAAAAGUUAAAAGGGAUGUUAAAUGGUACUGAGAACUUUCAUGGAUCUUAACAUUCUAGUUCCAAUGGCAUUCAUACGUUCGUUUAAAUCUGUGCCCACUGUUCUUUCCUAUUUGCUUCUACUUCUGGACUUACUGCCUUUCAAUCAGAAAGAAUAAAAAUAUGGCAGACAUAAAAUUUCCAUCUUGAAUGACAAUUUGGUGAUUAACCGGUGAAAUUACCUAA
Phragmites australis (common reed) is the source of this 1106-nucleotide messenger RNA. RefSeq names its product fatty-acid-binding protein 1-like. Gene Ontology annotation, molecular function: intramolecular lyase activity. The transcript is spliced from 4 exons. Lineage: Eukaryota; Viridiplantae; Streptophyta; Magnoliopsida; Poales; Poaceae. Bases 62 to 892 code for a protein of 276 amino acids. The record is from RefSeq and is a predicted model, not a curated record.